UUUAUGCCAUGCUAUUUUUAAUCUUCUUGCUUGACUAGUGUGGAAGUCAUUUGUGAUGUUCGCCAAUACAGGCAUACCUUGUGUUAUUGCUCUUCACUUUACCGUGCUUCACAAAUAUUGCAUUUUUAACGAAUAGAAAGUUUGUAGCAAUCCUGCAUCAUGCAAGUCUAUUGGCGCCAUUUUUCCAACAGCAUGUGCUCCCUUGUGUCCACAUCAGCAUUUUUUAGCAAUGAAGUAUUUUUAAUUAAGUUAUGCACCUUGUUUUCUUAGACAUAAUACUAUUGCACACUUAGUAGACCACAAUAUAGUGUAAACAUAAGUUUUCUAUGCGCCGAGAAACCAAGACGUUUGUGUGUCUUGCCUCAUUGUGAUAUUUGCUUCAUUUUGGUGGUCAGAAACCGAACCCACAAUCUCUCUGACAUAUGCCUAUAUUUCUUUGGGGAAAUACAGGAAGAAGUUAGGCAUGGCCAUGUGACUUGUUUUGGCUAAUGAAAUGUGAGCAGAAGCAAAGUGUUUCACUUCCACUUUAAGAACCAGUAGGUGAUUCACCAAGUUCCCUUUCUGCUACCAUGGCAACAGGCAACAUACUAGAUAAUAGAAGUUCCACCAGCUGAGGACUACGAGGAGACUGAGGACGAUGUGGAGCAGAGCCCCAGCUGACUCAUAAAGGACAUGUAGCAAGAGUAAAAAAUAAACCUUCACGGUUGUAAGCCACUGAGACUUGGGGGUUGUUUGUUGCUACACCAUCACCUAGCCUGUCCCCACCAGGUUUAUAACAAAGCUCAGAAAAUACUAAAGGUUAAAGGAGAACUGAGAGCUGCCAAGGAAAUGAAAGAUGAGGCGGGGGAGAGAGACAGAGAAGUGAGCAACCUGAACAGCAAGCUGUUAAGCCUGCAAGUUGACAUCAAGAAUCUGCACGAUGUCUGCAAGAGACAGAGGAAGACCUUGCAGGACAAUCAGCUCUGCAUGGAGGAGGCAAUGAACAGCAGCCACAACAAGAAGCAAGCACAGGCAUUAGCAUUCGAGGAGUCAGAGAUGGAAUUUGGGUCCAGUAAACAGUGUCAUCUGAGGCAACUCCAGCAACUGAAGAAAAAAUUGCUGGCCCUUCAACAAGAACUGGAGUUUCGCACAGAGGAGUUGCAGACUUCUUACUGUUCUCUCCGCCAGUAUCAGUCCAUCCUAGAAAAGCAGACUUCUGACCUGGUUCUUCUGCACCAUCACUGCAAACUGAAAGAAGAUGAGGUGAUUCUCUAUGAGGAGGAAAUGGGAAAUCACAACGAGAACACAGGGGAGAAGCUCCAUUUGGCACAGGAGCAACUCGCCUUGGCCGGGGACAAGAUCGCCUCCCUAGAGAGGAGCUUAAGCCUCUACAGGGAUAAAUACCAGUCUUCCCUGAGCAACAUCGAGUUACUAGAAUACCAAGUGAAGAUGUUGCAGGGGGAGCUCGGCGGGAUCAUGGGUCAGGAGCCUGAGAACAAGGGUGAUCAUUCAAAGGUACGAAUAUACACUGCUCCUUGCAUGAUUCAAGAGCAUCAGGAGACCCUGAAACGACUGUCUGAGGUCUGGCAAAAGGUCUCUGAACAGGAUGAUCUCAUUCAAGAACUUCGAAAUAAGCUGGCCUGCAGUAAUGCUUUGGUUCUGGAGCGUGAAGAGGCUUUGAUAAAACUACAAGCCGACUUUGCUUCCUAUACAGCUACCCACAGAUACCCUCCUAGCUCCUCAGAAGAGUGUGAAGACAUCAAAAAGAUACUGAAGCACUUGCAGGAGCAGAAAGACAGCCAGUGCCUGCAUGUGGAGGAGUACCAGAACCUGGUGAAGGAUCUGCGCAUGGAACUAGAGGUCGUGUCGGAACAGAAGAAAAACAUCAUGAAGGACAUGAUGAAGCUGGAGCUGGACCUGCACCGACUGCGGGAGGAGACAUCUGCCCACAUUGAGAGGAAGGAUAAGGACAUCGCCAUCCUGCAGUGCCGGCUGCAGGAGCUGCAGCUGGAGUUCACCGAGACCCAAAAGCUUGCUUUGAAGAAAGACAAGUUCCUCCAAGAGAAAGAUGAGAUGCUGCAUGAGCUGCAGAAGAAACUGACACAGGCUCAGAACAGCUUCCUGAAAAAGGAGAAGGAGCUGGAGAAGCAGCAGUGCAUGGCCACAGAACUUGAAAUGACGGUCAAGGAGGCUAAGCAGGACAAGUCCAAGGAGGUGGAAUGCGAGGCCCUACAGGCUGAGGUCCAGAAGCUGAAGAACAGUCUCGAAGAAGCCAAGCAGCAGCAGAGGCUGGCUGCUCAGCAAGCAGCCCAGAGCAAAGAAGAGGCUGUGCUGGCAGGCUGUCACCUGGAGGACACCCAGAGGAAACUGCAGAACGGCCUCCUCCUGGACAAGCAGAAGGCAGACACCAUCCAGGAACUACAGCAAGAACUUCAGAAGCUGCAGAAGGAGUCUUCGAUGGCUGAGAAGGAACAAACCUGCAACAGAAAACGGGUGGAGGAGCUGUCAUCAGAACUCUCUGAAGCCCUGAGGAAGCUUGAAAAUUCAGACAAGGAAAAGAGGCAGCUUCAGAAGACAGUGGCUGAGCAGGAUAUGAAAAUGAAUGACAUGCUCGAUCGUAUCAAGCUCAUUCAGCACCAGCACAGGGAGCAAGAAUCCACCAAAUGCAAGUUAGAAGAUGAUCUUCAGGAGGCCACAAAGCUACUGGAGGACAAACGGGAGCAGUUGAAGAAGAGCAAAGACCGUGAGAAGCUGAUGGAGGAAGAACUUGAAGCUCUGCGGCAGGAAUUUAAAAAGAAAGACAAGACGUUGAAAGAGAAUUCCAGAAAGUUGGAGGAAGAAAAUGAGAAUCUCCGAGAAGAGUUACAGUGUUGUUCUACACAACUGGAAUCCUCUGUCAACAAAUACAACACCAGCCAACAGGUCAUCCAAGACUUGAAUAAAGAGAUAGCCCUUCAGAAGGAGUCCUUAAUGAGCCUGCAGGCCCAGCUGGACAAAGCUCUGCAGAAGGAGAAGCACUAUCUCCAGACCACCAUCACCAAAGAAGCCUAUGAUGCAUUAUCCCGGAAGUCAGCCGCCUGCCAGGACGACCUGACCCAAGCCCUCGAGAAGCUCAAUCAUGUGACCUCGGAGACAAAGAGCCUGCAGCGAAGCUUGACACAGACCCAAGAGAAGAAAGCUCAGCUGGAAGAGGAAAUCAUUGCUUAUGAGGAAAGGAUGAAAAAGCUCAAUAUGGAAUUAAAAAAACUGCGGGGCUUCCACCAGGAGAGUGAGCUGGAGGUGCACGCCUUCGACAAGAAGCUAGAGGAGAUGAGCUGUCAGGUGCUGCAGUGGCAGAAGCAACACCAGAAUGACCUCAAGAUGCUGGCAGCCAAAGAGGAGCAGCUCAGGGAGUUCCAGGAGGAGAUGGCCGCCCUGAAAGAGAACCUCCUUGAGGACGAUAAGGAGCCCUGCUGCCUGCCCCAGCGGUCUGUACCCAAAGACACCUGUAGCCUCUACCGAGAGAACGAUCAGAUUAUGACCAGCUUGGAGCAAUGGGCGAAACAGCAGAAGGUCGCCAAUGAGAAACUGGGAAACAAGCUCCGAGAGCAGGUGAAAUACAUCGCCAAGCUGAGUGGUGAAAAGGACAGGGAACCAAGCAGAGCCAGCAGCCCCAACACAACCCGUCCUUCCUCUCCUUCCCACAGCCACCUCCACAAUGUAAUGGUCCACCUGCAGCAGGAAAACAAGAAGCUGAAGAAGGAAAUAGAAGAUAAGAAGACGAAAGCUGAGAACACAAGGCUAUGCACCAAAGCCCUAGGCCCGAGCAAAACAGAGUCCACACAGAGAGGGAAAGUGUGUGGCGCCUUGGGCUGGAAGGGGUUGCCCCAGGAUGGGGGUCAAAGAAUGGACCUCACCAAGUACAUCGGGAUGCCCCAUUGCCCGGAAAUAGGAAAACUCAACCUAAAACUCACAUGGAAUCUUAAGGGAUCCCAAUAGCCAAAACAGUCUCAAAAAAGAAGAACAAAGCUGAAGAACUUACUGAUUUCAAAACUUACUACAAACCUGCAGUAAUCAAAAUAGUGUGGUACUGCCACAUAAAUCAAAAGACAGACAUACAAACCAGUGGAAUAGACUAGGAAGAAUCCCAGAAAUAAACCCUCACAUAUAUGGUCAAAUAAUUUUGACAAGGAUGCUGAGACUAUGAAAUGGGGAAAGGAUAGUUUUUUAUUUUGUUUUCCAACAAAUGGUGCUGGGAAAACAGAAUAUUUGCAUGCAAAAGAAUAAGGCUGUGCCCUUACCUAAUACCAUAUACAAAAAUUAACUCAAAAUGAAUCACAGACCUAAAUGUA
This is a messenger RNA of Macaca mulatta (Rhesus monkey), 4310 nucleotides long. The record is from RefSeq and is a predicted model, not a curated record. Lineage: Eukaryota; Metazoa; Chordata; Mammalia; Primates; Cercopithecidae.